AUGCCAGCACCCAAGGCCCGUAAGGGCAUGGAGACCCCACCAACCCGCGUAACUCCUGCUAGACAAGCGAAGAGAAAACGAGAAGAGGCCGACGUUGACAGUCUAGUCACGAAACUGCCCAAGAAAAGUGACGAGGAUGACGUAACCCGCGAUCACUUGGCCGCCUUCCACGAAGACCUCCGCACGACAGGGAAGGGCGACGACUGGUCCGAGGCUCACCAAAAGCUCUACGACUAUUUAAAAGAAGGGGUACACUCUACACGCGCCCAAAUACCCUAUAUGUGA
Sordaria macrospora k-hell is the source of this 285-nucleotide messenger RNA. RefSeq lists its product as uncharacterized. Lineage: Eukaryota; Fungi; Ascomycota; Sordariomycetes; Sordariales; Sordariaceae. The record is from RefSeq and is a predicted model, not a curated record.